Molecule: messenger RNA, 627 nt
Organism: Hibiscus syriacus
Lineage: Eukaryota; Viridiplantae; Streptophyta; Magnoliopsida; Malvales; Malvaceae
Product: transcription factor bHLH51-like
Exons: 2
Coding region: 20-571 (183 amino acids)
Biological process (GO): regulation of DNA-templated transcription
Molecular function (GO): DNA-binding transcription factor activity; protein dimerization activity
Source: RefSeq, a predicted model, not a curated record
UCUCCACAUUGUUGCAAAUAUGGAGAAUUGUUACCAAACCUUGCCAAUUGAAUCUUCUUCUUUCAUAGUUCCAUGGCCAUUUGAGCCUCCUUUCUCGGCUUCAAGCUCGGCCCGGUGCCACGGUUUCACUUCGUCGACGACACCUGGUGCUACGACUGCUUCCAAAAGCCAUAGCGAAGCCGAGAAGCGGCGGAGGGAUCGGAUUAAUGCACAGCUUGCAGCUCUGAGGAAACUGAUCCCCAAGUCUAACAAGAUGGAUAAGGCAGUGUUAUUAGGAAGUGCAAAAGAGCAAGUGAAGGAUCUAAAGCGGAAAGCAGCCGAAAUCAACAAAGCCUUCAUUCUACCUACCGAAACCGAUGAAGUAACCGUAGAUUGUGACAUUCCCGAAGACAAGAUGUUAAUGAGGGUGUCGGUUUGUUGCGAUGAUCGGCCGGAAGUGUUUGCGGAGCUCAUCCGAGUGCUCAAAGGGCAGAGUUUAAGAAUUGUUAAGGCUGAGAUUUCAAGUGUAGGUGGAAGAAUCAAAAGCGGUUUCAUCGUUUGCAUGUUCAAUGUUGGUUUUACUUGCACAUAAAGUGUGGAGUAAAUUUUUGUAUGAAUUAUAAUUAUAUAAAAUCCCACAUCCAUAGU